AACUUUGUGUUAGAUGGCCUGAUCUGAAUAACAGAUUGGAAUUGUUUUUUAUUUGAAACAAGGCAAAAGAUUUGCCAUUUCAUUGAUUAAGAAGAAGGUUUAGACAGGCCACGAAGUGGCAAGAAAUAAAAUCUACUCUCGCGGCAUUACAACACUCAAAUGCUUGGCGCCCGCCAACGCCCAAAGCGACAACUCCUCUUUUAUCUUACUAAUGAUGACCGUCGUAGGUGCGGCGGUGUUGCGGAAAGCUCUAGCAUUGCGCUCCGUCCAAAUUUCCCAGGAGAUUAGCAUCAUUAGUGAGGCGAGCGUCUUGGGGGAUUCAGAACGAAGAUAUACGUUUCCAUUCCACCAUUCCCACACCAAGCUCCUCGCUGACCAAGUAGUAGCCUGAGUGUGAUCCAUGCCAAGCCAGCGAAGAAUAUCGUUCCACACACGAAGGGUGUAGCGACAUUGGAACAGUAAGUGGGCUGCCGUCUUUGGGCUUUGCUUGCAAAGCGGGCAUAGCCUGCAGUUGAGCCACCCACGUCGAGCAAGGCGGUCCGAUGUCCAGAUUCUAUCUUGAAGUACAAGCCAUGCGAAAAAUUUGCACCGCGGAGGAGCCCACACCUUCCACACCGAUAGGACCAUGGCUGACGUAGUUAGGCCCUCAAACUGCACCUUGUAAGCCGAGGAAGCUGAGUACGAUCCGUCCUUGGUGAACUUCCAAAUAAUGGAAUCCUCCACGUCCUCAUCCAGAGUGACCGAGUCAAUCUUCUCCCAAAGUGCGACGAACUGGUGGACAUGGUCUACUGUGAGACCGUCGGAGAAGUCAAUAUGAGAGAUCCAAGUGUUGUUUGUUAAAGCCUGUUUGACCGAGCAGUUUUUCCUUCGGGAGAGGUCGAAAAUGCCAGGCGCUAGGUCCCGUGGGCGCAUGCCAUCAAGCCAAGAGGAGUUCCAGAACUUAGCCACAUGCCCAUUGCCAACUGUGACGGAAGUGGCAGCUGCAAAAAAGUCCCUGUCUUCAUCAGUGCAUGGCGUACCCAUACCAAUCCACGGUCUUGUGGGCUCUUGCCACUCGAACCAGAGCCAUCGAAGCCUAAGAGCCUUAGCAAACUUGUCCAAGUUGAGCACACCUAAGCCAUCGUGCUUCUUAGGCUUGCAAACAAGGUCCCAAUUGACUUUGCAUUUCCCACCAGAAACCUUGUCGGUGCCCGCCCAAAGAUAGGCGCGACGGAUAGAAUCAAUCUUUCUAAGGACCUUAGCUGGGAUGUUGAGCGGCGUGAGGUGGUAAAUGGCAAUGGCAGUGAGAACAGCUUUGACAAGGACGGCCCGACCGGCGGUAGCGACAUGUCUUCCUUGCCACGGAGGGAGUUUGCCAGCCACCUUAUCCUCAAGGUGCUGAAAGUGGAUCCUCUUGAGGCGCUUGACCGAUAACGGUAGUCCAAGAUAUCUCAUUGGAAAGGACGUGCGGACAGCCGGAAAAUCAUGAAGAAUGUCUUGAAGAUCGACACUUUCACAACGAAUCGGGGCGACAAGGCUUUUAGCACAGUUAGUGACUAAACCGGUAACCUCUCCAAAGGAAGCCAGGACAGAAGCAAAAAACUGGAUGUCCUCCUUGAUGGGCUUGACAAAGAUGGCUGCAUCAUCAGCAUAAAGAGAGGCACGAAUGGUCAUAGAGAGGAUGGAGAUGCCCUUGAGAUGUAGCCUUGUUUAGGAGAUGGUGCAGGGGGUCAAUUGCCAGCACGAACAGUAACGGGGAGAGCGGGUCACCUUGCCUAAGACCGCGGCCAUGCUUCAGAGGGUCACCCAAAAUUCCGUUGAUCAAGACCCUUGAGGAGGAUGUGGAAAGGAGUGCCGAAACCCAGUCACGAAAUCUGCUCGGGAAGCCCAAGUUCCUUAGAAGAUCCAAGAGGAAAUCCCACCGCACGGAGUCAAAAGCUUUCUCGAUGUCAAGUUUGAAUAAUAGCGUCGGCGUCUUGUUGCGGUGGAAUUUCCUUGCCAAGCUUCUCACAUACGUGAAAUUAUCAUGGAUGCUCCUCUUCUUGAUGAAGGCGCUUUGAGUAUUAGAGACAAGGUUCUGCAUGUGUGGUGCAAGUCUGGAGGCCAUGACCUUAGCAAUAAUCUUGGCAAUGGCGUGGAUGAGGCUAAUGGAACGGAAAUCUGAGAUGCAUUCCGCCCCAUCCUUCUUUGGAAUGAGGGCAAUGUUUGCGGAGUUGAGCCAAUGAAGGUUGGAUGUAUGCAAGCUCGAGAAAUGGUUGACUGCGUUCAUAAUGUCGCCCUUGAUGAUUUCCCAACAGUCCUUGAAGAAGGCCCCGGUGAAGCCGUCCGGACCCGGCGCUUUGUCACUCGGCAUAUCAAAGAUCGCCUUCUUGACCUCCUCUUCCGUGAAGGCAGCCCCAAGGUCAAAGAGAUCGCAAGCGGGGGUUGGGAUAGCUACAACCCUUAGAGUGUUCGCCUGUUUGCUGCUGGUCCUGGUGAUCGCUGCUACCUGCCCUGGCGAGGCUUACGUACAUGUUUGUUUGCUGCUGUCAAGUAAUUCUGCUCUAGUGACGCUUCCAUGUGUUCCUGAUGCUAGUUCUGCCAAGCUUGACCAUGUUGUAAUCUGCUAUUUGCUGUCAAGUAAUUCUGCUCUAGUGACGCUCCCACGUGUUCCUGAUGCUAGUUCUGCCAAGCUUGGCCAUGGUGUAAUCUGCUAUCAAUUAUGUUAGACCAAAACUUGAGUAUUUUGUGCUGGAAUGUCCGAGGUUUGAACUGUCCUGAUCGCCGCGCCACCAUCCAUGAGACCAUCACCGCCACUCCGUGUCACAUUGUGUGUCUCCAGGAGACCAAGCUCCAGAAUGUUGACCCGUUCAUUGCUUCUUUUCUAGGGGGACAUCGGUUAAAGAGUUUUGCUCAACGCCCAUCUGUUGGCACUCGAGGCGGAAUCCUUCUUCUCUGGGACGAACAUUUUGUCAAAAUCCAAGAUGUAAACAUUGGUGCUUUCUUCCUCUCAGCCAAAGUCUCCCUAUCCUCGUCGGGUGAAUCCUUCAAGCUCACAACCGUGUACGGCCCGACGAGAAGCAACCUUAAAGACGGCUUCUUCCAAGAAUUGGUCAGCGAGAAGCCCCACCCUGGCGAAAAGUGGUUGGUUAAUGGGGAUUUUAAUCAAAUUUACCGCGCGAGAGACAAGAACCGUGCGAAUGUUGACCGAAGUCGCAUCGUUCGCUUCCGUAACACCCUCAAUGCGUGCGAGCUAAAAGAGAUACAUCUUCAAAACAGGAAGUUUACGUGGAGUAAUGAGCGAAACGACCCAACCUUAAGCAAGCUAGAUUCCUUUUUCUGCAAUGAAGAAUGGGACCUGCACUUUGGCACGCACCUCCUACAUGCUCUCUCCUCGUCGCUCUCCGACCAUUGCCCUCUCCUCCUCGCAAAUGACAAAGGGCCACCGAGGACCAAAUCAUUCCGCUUUGAAAACUUUUGGAUCAAGAUGCCCAGAUUCAAGGAGGUCGUCAACAGUGCAUGGAACCAAGAGGUGAACCAUGUAGAUCCUUACCACAUCCUCUUCCACAAGAUGAAGAAGACAAGUCAGGUGCUUAGGAAAUGGAGCAAGACAAUAUUUGCGCAUUCGAAGGUACAAAUACAUAUGGCCCUAGAGGUCAUUCUCCGUCUGGAUGUGGCCCAAGAAUGCCGUCCUUUGAGUGCAGAGGAGCUGGAUAUUCGUAGGAGGCUCAAGCGCAAGGUGGUUAGCUUGUCUGUGCUCGAGCGUGCGCGGAAAAGGCAAUGCUCGAGAAUUACCAAUCUCAAAGAUGGAGAUGCCAACACUCGUUUCUUUCACCUCCGAGUCAAUCAUAGAAGGCGCAAGAAUUUCAUUCACCGCCUUAGGCAUAACAGUGGAUGGGUCACAGAGCAUGAGCAUAAAAAAUCCAUCAUCCAAAACCAUUUCGCGGAGAUCACCAAGAGGGGGACGCCCCGCAACAUUGAUAUCAACUGGGACAGAUUGGAAUUGUUACACGCAGCAAAAAGAAACUGGACUGGACAUAUGUUCAUGGAAGUGUUUGUGGUGGCAGUAUGGAGUAUAUGGAAAGAGAGAGCUGCUAGACCCUCUUUUGGUUUGUACUCUGACCUCUCCUCCCCCUCCCCUGCUAACUUCUCUAUGUAAAUAUUGUACUGUAGCUUUGACGCUCUGAUCUAAUACAAAGGUCAGUGGUGGGGUUCCCCCACUGUAGAAGGUUCUUAAAAAAACAGUUUUCUAGAUGAUAGUUUUAGGUCUGUUAGUAACUUGGUCUGAGUGAUGUUAUUGUCUUCGUUAAGACCAGUCGAGCCCCUGAUUUUCAUUGAAGUCACUCUCAAAGACAUGGCCACAUUUGUACACUUUAUUAAAGUUUGGCAUGGUUUUCUUUUAAUAAAUGGGUGCUCCACUCUAUUCUGUACCUUGUGUUCUUUUGUGAUAACAGGAUUUUAUUGUUGGAUAACCCUCCAAUUGAUGAAUCUGGCGAGCUGUGCUCUUGCAGAUUACUAAUACAGUGACAAUCCUUCAGAUUCAGGGGAUACAAUGUCGGAUUACAUUCUGCGGACAUAUUGAAAUAAUUUUUUUUUGCGGUGGAGGUAUAACAUGCUACCACUUUUUCAGUACAUGCAUAACCAACUUCCAUUCUUUAUAAAUAGCAACAAGCAGUUUUCAUCUCCAUGCAUAUUUAAAAGCAAAAAAAAAUUGUAUUGUUUAUUAAAACUGUAUGAUGAGAUGGUACACAGUGUUGGACUAAAAUUGGAGAACACAAGUUUAUCAGAAACAAUAAGAAUUUGUCAUCAAGGAUCUAAGAGCUCUGGAAAUAUGUUGUUCUCCUCUUUUGAUUCUCCUUUCAGUACAUAAGAUUUCAGACUCUGGUUUAUAAGUAUAAGGAUGAAAAUAGCUUUAAAUACCAUAAUGCACCUAUCGUUCGAUUGGAUUCAAAGUGCAAUAAUGUACAGAACAUUAACCAUUACUCCCUCCUUCCGGAAAUAAGUGACACCGUUUUAAUUCAAAAUUGAACUAAAACAGCGUCACUUAUUUCCGGAUGGAGGGAGUAUAUGAUUUCUUCAUCUGGUUGCUGCAUCCCCUUUAUCCAUCAAAACAGUGUUGUACAAGGCUCAUUUAUGUUGGUUGGAAGAAGGAUCACAACAGAGGCACAAUAAACUGCCAGCAUAUUAGCAUCAAAUUAGUGGGAAAAAGGAUGUUGUCUCUGGAGCUAGAUCUUAAGUAGGUUGUGCCUGUUUUCUCGCCUAGUGCAACGCACGGGCAUUUGUACUAGACCAAGACCAAGCAGUCCUAUCCACGAGCAAGACCAAGCAGGACACCCCUGCCAAGCCGCAGCACAAGCCUAUAAUGUGCAAGUAUUUCCGCAAGAUGGCCAUGCCUAUCAAGAACCAGAUUGUACCGUUAACAUUUAAGAAGUUUUUCUGUCAUUGGAGAAUCUGUUUUGGUCUUUGUUUCUAAAUGGUGACCAAAGGUAUUGCUGUAAUGAUUUGUAACAGUAAGGAUUGCUGUAAUGAUCUGUAACAAUAAGGAUACCAACUGAUUAAUUGGUUAUU
This is a messenger RNA of Triticum dicoccoides, 5526 nucleotides long. RefSeq lists its product as uncharacterized. Bases 2681 to 4117 code for a protein of 478 amino acids. The record is from RefSeq and is a predicted model, not a curated record. Lineage: Eukaryota; Viridiplantae; Streptophyta; Magnoliopsida; Poales; Poaceae. Gene Ontology annotation, molecular function: catalytic activity. The transcript has 2 exons.